AUGGGGAACACAGCCACCAAGGCGCGCGAGGCCCACGCGCAGGCCAAGAGCAAGCCCAAGACCGGCCGCAGCGUGCAGCAGCAGAAGCUCAAGUCGGCCAAGGCCACGGGCGUGCUGGCGCUGCCCAACAGCAAGCUGAAAAAACUGCCCGAAGAGCUACUGGAGCUGUCGGCGCUGCGCACGCUCGACCUCACGGCCAACAGACUGAGCGAGCUGCCGCCGCAACUGAACGCGCUCAAGUCGCUCAAGACGUUGAAGGUUCCGUCCAAUGCCUUGACCACGUUGCCGGACUUGUCGGGGCUCGAGGCGCUCACCACGUUGGUGCUGGACGGCAACGUCCUGGAGGACAUCCCCAAUGCGCUACCCCCGAACCUGACCAAGCUGUCGCUGAAGGGCAACAAGCUGCGCGCGGUGCCUCGUAGCGUCCUGGAGCUCGCGCAGCUGCAGGAGCUGGAUCUGUCGGACAACGCGCUGGAGACUCUGCCGUCCAAUUUGGGCGAGCUGCAGGAGCUUCAGGAGCUCAACGUGGACGGCAACAAGCUGACGGAGCUGCCAGCUGCUCUAGCAAGAUGUGCCAAGCUCAAGGUGCUGUCGGCACGACGAAACACUUUGGUCGGACGGUCGGCGGGUGCCAAGGUGCAGUGCAUCGCUGCUGAGCUGCUGGGAGAAGGCUCGGCUGUGCAGGUGAUGAAUCUGGAGGGCAACCCCAUGACCAAGGAGGACCUGCAGCAGAUGGACGGCUUCGACGCGUUCCUCACUCGACGCACGAAGCUCAAGAACAAGGAGAUCCACGGCGGGUUGAACUCGGACUUGAGUCUCUGCGGGCUCGAGUAG
Molecule: messenger RNA, 834 nt
Organism: Phytophthora sojae
Lineage: Eukaryota; Oomycota; Peronosporomycetes; Peronosporales; Peronosporaceae
Exons: 2
Coding region: 1-834 (277 amino acids)
Molecular function (GO): protein binding
Source: RefSeq, a predicted model, not a curated record